Exaiptasia diaphana is the source of this 1433-nucleotide messenger RNA. Its product is annotated as ubiquitin carboxyl-terminal hydrolase 9. Gene Ontology annotation, molecular function: cysteine-type endopeptidase activity; cysteine-type deubiquitinase activity. The record is from RefSeq and is a predicted model, not a curated record. Gene Ontology annotation, biological process: protein deubiquitination. NCBI's taxonomy places the organism in Eukaryota, Metazoa, Cnidaria, Anthozoa, Actiniaria, Aiptasiidae. The coding region runs from base 23 to 1030 and encodes 335 amino acids. The transcript has 14 exons. Gene Ontology annotation, cellular component: nucleus; cytosol.
AAACAUUGGUAAUUCUUGCUACAUGGGGGCGACGCUCCAGCUCCUGGCUGGAGACCAAAUUGUCUCCAAAAGCCAAGAAGAAUUCAUUGAAAAGCAUAAGGAGCAGAGUUUUUUAGCCACUCCCCAAGAUGAUUCCUCGAUAGUUGAGGUACGACCUCAAAUCGAGGAGCUUGAGGGAGUGGUCAACACUCUGCUCUCUAUCAAAGAUCAAAAGACUGAAGUGCAGCCUUCAAAAAUAAUGAAAAUAGUCAAUAGGCAUAACAGGUCCUUUGAAGUGGGCAGAAAGCAGGACGCUCACGAGUGCCUUGACAUUUUGUUAAAUAUUUUUGCCAAGCUACCAAAAUCACAGCAAGUCUUCAUGGGGGCGUGUAGCCCGAGACAAACAUGUUUUGUUUGUGAUGACCAGACACAAUGUGAUAUCGAGGAAUUCAAUGGCCUAACCCUGCCGGUUGCCCCAACAAUUAAUGAGGCAAUGAAACAAUAUUUCGAGGACGAAAUACUCGACGGCCAAAACAAAGUGUACUGCGAAAGAUGCCAGAAUAAAACUAAAACCGGUAGGGUUAGGCCUAUUCUUCUCUUCCCGUCCACACUUUUUUUAAUUAUGAUGAGAUAUGGGCUAGAAAAGAAAAAUUGUCGACCAAUCAAUAUCGAAAGAAAACUCUACAUUCCGGAUCAAUUAAGUGUGGACGGGGAGAAUGCUUCGUACACCCUCCAAGGAAUUGUGAUUCAUCAAGGCAGAAAUUGCCAUAGUGGACAUUAUACAGCUUUAGUCAGAGAUGAUAAUGACGGCGAUGACGACUGGGUUUACUGCGAUGAUGAAGUCGUUUGUAGAGUUCGCGACUCGUAUCUGAAUACAAACAUAAUCAAGGAAAACUGCUACAUCUUGCGAUAUAUAUUGUCGUCUCAUCAAAAAAAGCUUGAAAUCAGACAAGAAACUCUGUCAUCGGAUACAAAGGAUCCAGACUUUUCAAAGAAUAGUUACCUUGAUAAAAAAACAAGAAAGGAGACCUUAUCGAAUUUUUGCCAAUGAAAUAGUGCUCUUGCCAUUCAAUAGGAACAGUCAUUGGACCCUUGUGAUCAAUUUUGGAGUACGCAGCACCUGUAUGGCAAGACAUAUCCCAGCAACUCUCUGAUGCCCUUGAGUCCAUCCAGAAAAGAGAACUGAAGAUCAUAUACCGUGGUAGCACCUAUACGCAGGCUUUGAGCCAAACGAACAUUCCAACUUUGCAUAGCCGUAGAGAUAAAUUAUGUCAGAAGCUGACCACUGAGAUGAGAAACGAUCCUAGUCACCCUAUUUCGUUUCUUCUACCGAAGCCAACAAUAAAAACAAUUAACUAUAACCUUAGAUCAACUGGAAAUUUAAAAGAAACUAUUGAAACUAAAAGAACCUCGGACUUUGUUACCUUUAGAUAUUGUAAUUAAUUGUAUAUAGC